AUGUAUAAAGGCUACCCGACAGAAAUUAAGAGCAGCACAGGGUAGAAAAUAACGAGACCUUAUAGUUAAUAAAAGUAUUUUGUUAAAUAACUUAGGGAGUAUAUAGAUAUGAAAUCAUAAAUAAAAUAGUAAUCAUAUUCAUGUGAAAAGACAAACUAAUCUACAAUACUAAAAAGCAAAGUGUCUAGUAAAUAAUAAGUAAAGAACAAGGGGAAACCAACACAAACGCGAUUUUAAUUUUAAUAACCUUAGAGUUUAUAAACAACACAUCGUUAUAAUCAAUCGCCAUAUGUUAAACCUCAUUAAUAAUAACAAUUAUUUGAAUUAUAGAAAACAAUAAUGGCAGAUUCUAAUAGAGUUGGUAAUAUUGUGAAUCAAAUGAAGUUUCAUUCAUAAUCUAAAAAAAAUUCAUAACAGCCAUAAAGGCAUCAUAAAUCAAAUUAAACAAAUUAUUAAGAAAAGUAAACCUAAAGUUUAAAUGGCAGUUUUGAAUUGAAGAAAAGAAUCUUCACAACAAAUUAAGAUGUAAAUAUUAAGUAAAAUAAUAUGAUUGCAAAAUCUAACAGAGCAUAGUCAGUAAUUGAUGAAUAUAAGACUACAGCUAUUGAAUUAUAAUAAACAAUUAAAAUUCCAGAACCAAUCUUACCUUAAAGAGUUAUACCUUAUGAUUCAGAGUAAAAGUUUGAUAAUAUAAUAUAUAGAACUGAAUUUGAAGGAUAUAGAAAAGGAGAUUUCUUAACAUUUUAAUCAGAAAAUGAAAGUGAAAAUGAUGAUUUAAGGAAAGCAGGGAUUGAAAAUUUCUUAAAAAACUUAACAGAUAAGGAAAUUUUACUAUUAGAAAAAUAUAUAUAUCUAAGAAAAUAUGAUAUGAUGGCGAGAAACUCGAUAAUAUAAAGAAGGAAUGAAUUAAUGAGUAAUAAUCAUACUUCAAGAACUUCAUAAUAAUAAUAUUAAUAACAAUUUUGCAAAUUUAACAGAUAAACUAAAAAAUGA
Molecule: messenger RNA, 993 nt
Organism: Paramecium sonneborni
Lineage: Eukaryota; Ciliophora; Oligohymenophorea; Peniculida; Parameciidae
Source: the annotation of a GenBank genome assembly